Molecule: messenger RNA, 240 nt
Organism: Acanthisitta chloris (rifleman)
Lineage: Eukaryota; Metazoa; Chordata; Aves; Passeriformes; Acanthisittidae
Product: ultraviolet-sensitive opsin-like
Exons: 1
Biological process (GO): G protein-coupled receptor signaling pathway
Cellular component (GO): membrane; photoreceptor outer segment
Molecular function (GO): G protein-coupled receptor activity
Source: RefSeq, a predicted model, not a curated record
GUGGCUGCACAGCAGCAGGAGUCAGCCACGACGCAGAAGGCAGAGCGGGAGGUGUCGCGCAUGGUGGUGGUGAUGGUGGGUUCGUUCUGCCUGUGCUAUGUGCCCUACGCUGCCCUCGCCAUGUACAUGGUCAACAACCGCGAGCACGGCCUGGACCUGCGCCUGGUCACCAUCCCUGCCUUCUUCUCCAAGAGCUCCUGCGUCUACAACCCCAUCAUCUACUGCUUCAUGAACAAACAG